AUGCGUAAAGUUUGGCUUCUCGCCAGCGCCGUGCUGGCGUUUCUCAAUUUCGUGAAAUCGCAGGAGGUGGCCCGAACGCUGUACAGCGCAAGAUAUGAUAAUCUGGACAUUGACACCAUUUUGGGCAGCAAUCGGUUGGUCUCGAACUAUGUUGACUGUUUGCUGAGCCGCAAACCGUGCCCACCGGAGGGCAAGGAUCUGAAGCGAAUUCUCCCCGAAGCACUGCGGACUAAGUGUGCCCGCUGUUCGCCGAUCCAGAAGGAGAAUGCACUGAAGAUCAUCACCCGCCUGUACUUCGACUACCCGGACCAGUAUCGUGCGUUGCGCGAACGCUGGGACCCGUCCGGCGAGUAUCACCGGCGCUUCGAGGACUACCUUCGGGGACUGCAGUUCAACCAGAUUGGCGGCAAUGGAGGAACUAAUGGCGGCCAAGCACCCUCUGGUGGUGACAAUGGAAACACGGUGGUAGAGAACGGUGGUGGUAACGAUAGGCCGGUAAGAAAUGACCUCGAUCGACAGCCCGCAAGCCAGAGCAGCAAUGUACAGGCCGUAGUGAUUGAUCCGACGUUGUCCAGCGGCAGUGUGAAUACGCUCCUUGCCAACCCUCCUCCACCGCCAGCGCCAGCGACCGAACGACCCAGGCCCCCGGCACCGGUAGCACAAAUUUUGUUCCCUACCACUUCCGUCACUAGCGAAACCCGUACUACCACUGCUCCGCCAUUGGUAGUGGUGAAUCGAUUCGGUGAAGAUGCUGCCACGGUUAGACCACCGCCGGUACAAACGGUGCCCACCACGACUACGCAAAGGACAACCACCACCGUGAGGCAAACGCGCCCAGUAACACGUCAAACCACGACCCGAAAUACUCAACGCACUACAACCAGAUUUAUCACACGUGUGCCACCGACCCCGCCACCAACACCUUCACGAACGACGCCGACAACGACGACGACCAUUUUACCACCAAGACCUCCACCACCACCACCUCCACCACCACCAUCACGACCACUACCACCACCAGCACAACAACAACCACUACUCCCACAGGCACCACAACAACCGCCACAACAGGCUUAUCCAACCAUAUUUUACGAGCGGCCUCAGGCCCCGCCACCGAGGGCGACCGCUCCGCCACCACCACCUCCACCGAUCUACGUGCCGGACUCUGCUCCGACACCGUACGGCACCACCCCGGACAGCAUUAUUGAUCACUUCUUUGUUCCGCCAUCAUCGCAGGCCGCGAACCCGCCGCUGCCUCCCAGCCCGAUCGUCGGACUCUGGAAUCAGCUCGGCACGAAGAUAGCGGACACCGCGGAUGCCAUCGCCGGCAUGCUGCAGAAAACGGUCGACGUCCUGGUGACGAGCCACAUCCAGUCGCACCAGCGGGCGCUCCGGCGUACCUAG
This is a messenger RNA of Anopheles coustani, 1404 nucleotides long. RefSeq lists its product as uncharacterized. The record is from RefSeq and is a predicted model, not a curated record. The coding region runs from base 1 to 1404 and encodes 467 amino acids. The transcript is spliced from 5 exons. Lineage: Eukaryota; Metazoa; Arthropoda; Insecta; Diptera; Culicidae.